Molecule: messenger RNA, 1341 nt
Organism: Blepharisma stoltei
Lineage: Eukaryota; Ciliophora; Heterotrichea; Heterotrichida; Blepharismidae
Source: the annotation of a GenBank genome assembly
AUGAAAGUUAAUCAGAUUUUACUGAUAUUCAUCACUUUAGUAUUACUGCCUUGCUCUCCAAUAAAAAAGCUCGAAGUUAUGCAAAAAUGCCCUAUCUUUAACCUUAAAAGCAGAGUUUCAAUAUUAAGUAACGGAUUAUUUUUACCAAAAAAGGAUAAAAAUAUAUUUAAACUGUUCUUGGAUUAUGAUUUUAUAUAUAAUCUCAUAACCCCAUUCCUUCCAGAAGCUGAUACUUGUGAACUAUCAAAAACUAAAGAUUUUUCUUUAAUGUUUCCUUCAGCUUUUUGAGUUCAAGAAAAAAACCUUUUUCUUACAGUAGUUAGGGUCAAUGUUAAUAAAAAUAGGAGUUUUUUAUAUACAAGCUGAUUUGAUUCUGAUUGAAACGAGGUAUUUAUUGAAGAAACCGUAGGAUCUACUUCAGUUCCUGGAGUAAUUCCAAUAGAAAUCCCCGAUUGGGACCAAGAAAAUGCUGGACCAGAAGACCCACGCAUUUUUAAAGCACUAAAAAACGAAAUUUUUAUUGCUUUUAAUAUGCUUGAUCACGAUAGAAACAGAAAGAUGUGGCUUUAUAGCUUUAAAAGCGGAUGAUAUUGGCCUUUAUCAAUUUCUCAGCAUAAUGCUGCAGACCAUUUUAUUGAAAAAAAUUGAAUACCGUUGAUUACAGACACUGAGCAUUUAUAUUUCAUUUAUAGUCAUAAAAACCUCCAAAUUAUAGAUUGUACAGAAAUGAAUAAACCUUGCAUUUGGAUAAGAGGAAAAUAUGAUACUUUUCCUAACUCCUUAAGAGGAGGGACUCCAUAUAUGCGAUUUCGAAGUAGCGAUUUUUAUGUUUCUAUUGGCUAUAGCCAUAUUUUAUACAAGCUUAAAGAUAGCCAAUGCCAUGCAUAUAGGCCAACAUUAACAAUUAUCUAUGUGACUGAUAGAUCUCCGUUUUAUGAGCUGAUUUAUGCAAGUGAGCCUUUAGAUUUUGAAGGGAAAUUGUUUUUGAAGCCUGCUUUGAAUGUCGAUUCGGCUGAAGGAAUUAAAUUUUGCCAAAACGCGAGAAUCAUGAUGGCACUUUCAAUUCCUAAAUGGGAUUAUGGCCGAGAUAUUGUUGAUAUUACUUUAAGCAUAAAUGAUACUGCUCCAGUCGCUAUCAAGGCUUCUGGCUUAACUGGAAUUGUGGAAGAAGUUAUAGAAUUAUAUGAGGAGCAAAAAUUACCAAAAGAGGACGAAUGUGCUGAAAAAUUGGCUUAUUGAUACUAUAACAUCCCUGAUUUCAAGAGGAGAAUCAUUGAUAUAACUCGGUUAGCUACAUAUCAAGAAGAUUUAUUAAAUGGGCGAGUUCUCGAUUAUUUUUAG